AUGUCCGAUUCAACUAACAAUCAACAUCAGAUUACCAUCGAUGAUUCAUAUCAAACGGGUGGUGAUCUUAAUAAUAAAAAAGAGGAGUCUACCAAAACCACACCACUAGAAGGGGAUCAUCCACCUCCAUAUGAAUUCGUUUCAGCCGAUAGUGCACCUGCGUAUUCUGCCGCUUCUACAUCCACGCGAAUACCAGCUCCUGUUUCCGGAUCUAAUUUGGAAGCACAACGAAUAGGCACGAGGCCUGAAGAUUCUCCAAUUGUAACUCGGAAUAUGGUGGCGGCGAAUGUUGUUGCCCUUGUUGUCCCUCAAAUCGUGGAAAGUGCAAUCUCCAAGGCCAAUAACGAUGCUUGUAGAAACCUGAACCCGGUUAAUGAAAACAUAAUAUAUUAUUCAUAUGAUCCAAAUGUCUAUACCAAUUUUUCAAUUGAUUCUUCGGACAGUUACAUUCAGAACGGUGAUCUUCUUGUAUCUCGAGAUUUACAAAAUAAAACGAAUGCCACGAUAUGGGUACAAAUGGCAGCUCCCGGAAGAGCACCGGCAAACGUUGAUUUUGUUCCUCAACAAUCAAGUUAUCUGAUGAGAUUUCACCAAUCAAGUGGUGGGUCAAACUUUCUUGGAUUAUUUGGCAUGUCGGCAAGUUGUAUCAAAGUACGUGUAAGAUUAUUUUUACCACAACGAAUGACUUCACCUCAAACCCAAACCGUGAUACAAGCGGACAAUUUCGAUAUCCAAACGUUACCCAACGAUGUCAUCUACAAUCAAUCCUUAAAUAUAAAAUCCACUAAUGGAGACAUAUUGGUGAAUCGAUUGUAUGCGAAUAACGUUACUCUCAACACGAGAUAUGGUGAUAUCUUUGGAAGCAUACGGUCACUGAAAAAUGCCAAGAUAACUUCGAGAGGGAGCAUCAAUAUGUUAAUGAACGUUGCACCCGAUGCGACGAAUUAUAAUAUAUCGGCUACUGCUUUUGGUUACGUAGCGUUACAAUUUAACAAAUCUUUCGCCGGAAAGUAUGAGAUAAUCACACAUGAUGAUUAUGGAAUUAAUGACUCGUAUGGUACGGUGGGAGACAAUGGUACAGGAACAUUGAGAGUGGAGUCACGCGGAAGAGCUAUUGUUAGAUUCGCGUGA
Molecule: messenger RNA, 1131 nt
Organism: Acaulospora morrowiae
Lineage: Eukaryota; Fungi; Glomeromycota; Glomeromycetes; Diversisporales; Acaulosporaceae
Source: the annotation of a GenBank genome assembly